This is a messenger RNA of Sphaerodactylus townsendi, 3833 nucleotides long. RefSeq names its product mutS homolog 2 (gene MSH2). Gene Ontology annotation, cellular component: nucleus; MutSalpha complex. Gene Ontology annotation, biological process: somatic recombination of immunoglobulin genes involved in immune response; mitotic recombination; mismatch repair. The transcript has 15 exons. The record is from RefSeq and is a predicted model, not a curated record. Lineage: Eukaryota; Metazoa; Chordata; Lepidosauria; Squamata; Sphaerodactylidae. Gene Ontology annotation, molecular function: ATP binding; mismatched DNA binding; ATP-dependent DNA damage sensor activity. The coding region runs from base 312 to 3023 and encodes 903 amino acids.
CAGUCUGGGCAAUCUAACGGAAGAACAGACUUAAAAACGGCCAACACAAAUCGCCGCCAUUACUAUUCCCAUUGCAACCGUUUUUCAGCCCCCCCCCCCCCCCGUUGGCAUAGCAAUAGAUAGACGGUGUCCGAGACAGCUCACGUAUCUCUCAGCGGCUAUGAAGAACGCAUAGUUCUACGGUGGCCGAGAGCCGACAAGCCACUCACACAAAUCCGUCGACGUUAUCUUCGCGUUCCGAUUGGUUCCAGUGGAGGUGGUGGUGGCGGAAAUUGCACGCCUCGUUGCUGUUGCUGGCGGGAGAUUUCAGCAUGGCGGCUUCCUCAGAUCAUUCUCCGCGCGAGGGGUCGGCCUCAGACAAUGGGUUUGUGCGCGCGGUAUUGGCUAUGCCCCCUAAGCCCGAGACCACCGUGCGGUUCUUCGAGCGAGGCGAUCAUUACACGGUGCACCGCGAAGAUGCGGCGCUGGCGGCCAAGGACCUUUUUCGCACGCGGGAAGUUAUUCGGCUUCUGGGAACAGGAACCCAGAAACUUGAAAGUGUUUCACUUAGCAAGAUGAACUUUGAGUCUUUUUUGAGGGAUCUACUUCUAGUUCGUCAGUAUAGGGUGGAGGUGUACAAGAACAAAGCUGGAAGUAAAUCUACUAAGGAGAAUGAGUGGCACUUGGCGCACAAGGGCUCUCCAGGAAACCUUUCCCAAUUUGAGGAUAUUCUCUUUGGUAACCAUGACAUGUCGUCUUCUGUUGGUAUCCUGGGUAUUAAACUCUCCUCAGCUGAUGGACAAAAAGUUGUUGGAGUUGGAUUAGUGGAUUCUCUUGAGCGGAAACUGGAAGUGUGUGAGUUCUCUGAUAAUGAUCAGUUUUCAAACCUUGAAGCUCUGCUGGUUCAGAUCGGACCCAAAGAAUGUGUUCUCCCUGUUGGAGAGACUGCUGGAGAAAUGGGGAAACUGAGACAGGUUGUUCAAAGGGGAGGAAUUCUCAUCACAGAUAGAAAAAGGAGUGAAUUUUCCACAAAGGAUAUUGUGCAAGAUCUCAACCGCUUGCUGAGGUCAAAAAAGAAACAGCAGAUAUCCAGUGCAGCUUUACCAGAAAUGGACAAACAGGUUGGCAUCUCUUCGUUGUCUGCAGUGAUUAAAUAUUUAGAACUUUUAAAUGAUGAAUCCAAUUUUGGGCAAUUUGAACUCGGCACCUUUGACCUCUGUCAGUACAUGACACUGGAUCAUUCUGCUGUUAGAGCUCUUAAUCUUUUCCAGAGUUCUUCAGAAAAUGCCCACGGCACCCAGUCUCUAGUAGGACUGUUAAAUAAGUGCAAAACACCUCAAGGACAGAGGCUUGUGAGCCAGUGGAUCAAACAGCCGCUGAUGGAUAAGAACAGAAUAGAGGAAAGGCUAAAUUUGGUGGAGGCCCUUGUGGAAGAUGCAGAACUACGCCAGUCUCUUCAAGAGGACCACCUUCAUCGUUUCCCAGACUUCAAUCGGCUGACAAAAAAAUUUCAAAAAAAAUCAGCCACUCUGCAGGACUGUUACAAAACAUACCAGGCUGUUAAUCACAUUCCAAAUUUGGUGAAGACGCUGGAGAAAAAUGAAGGUAAUGUUUCUUUCCCCAUAUUUGUGGAAAUCCAUGAAUAUCUUGUGAAGCCUUCCUUUGAUCCCAAUCUGGCAGAACUGAGAGAGAAGAUGAAUGAGCUAGAGGGGAAAAUGGAAGAAGUGCUGAAGGUGGCAGCCAGGGAACUAAGCUUGGACGCUGGGAAGAGCAUCAAAUUGGAAUGCAAUGCACAAUAUGGGCAUUUUUUCCGAAUUACCUACAGGGAGGAGAAAGUGUUGAGGAGCAAUCUGAAAUACAAAGUCUUGGAAACCCAGAAGAAUGGGGUGAAGUUCUACAACAGUAAAUUGAGAGAACUCAACGAAGAAUAUGCAAAAUGCAGAGGAGAAUAUGAAGAAGCUCAGGGUGUAAUUGUUAAAGAAAUAUUAAACAUUGCAUCAGGAUACAAGGACCCCAUACAGUUUCUGAGUGAAGUCAUAGCCCAGUUGGAUGCAUUUGUCAGUUUUGCUCAUGCAACAAACGCGGCGCCUGUACCCUAUGUACGCCCAAAGAUUCUGGAAAUGGGACAAGGGAGGAUUACGCUGAAAGGUUCAAGACACCCCUGUAUUGAAGUUCAAGACGAUGUUUCCUUCAUUCCGAAUGAUGUGACCUUUGAGAAGGGCAAGCAGAUGUUCCACAUCAUUACUGGACCAAACAUGGGAGGAAAAUCGACCUACAUUCGCCAGACGGGUGUGAUAGUUCUUAUGGCUCAAAUUGGGUGUUUUGUGCCCUGCGAAUUUGCAGAGGUGUCUGUUGUUGAUAGCAUACUGGCUCGUGUAGGAGCUGGGGACAGUCAAUUGAAAGGAGUAUCUACCUUCAUGGCAGAAAUGCUGGAAACAUCUUCCAUCCUGAGGACUGCUACAGAAAACUCUUUGAUAAUCGUCGAUGAGUUGGGAAGAGGAACUUCUACUUACGAUGGCUUUGGCUUGGCGUGGGCUAUCUCAGAAUAUAUCGCCACCAAAAUUGGAGCCUUCUGUAUGUUUGCAACUCAUUUCCAUGAGUUGACAGCUCUUGCUGAUCAGGUUCCCUCUGUGAAUAAUUUGCAUGUCACAGCGCUGACCACUGAAAACACCAUGACAAUGUUGUACCGUGUGAAAAAAGGAGCUUGUGACCAGAGUUUUGGAAUCCACAUAGCAGAGCUUGCUGCCUUUCCAAAACAUGUGGUAGACAGCGCAAAGGCAAAAGCUCUGGAACUAGAGGAGUUCCAGCAUAUUGGAAAACCCCAGGAGGAGGAUGAAGAACCAGCAGCCAAAAAAUCCUACAGAGAAAAGCAGGAAGGUGAAAAAAUAAUCAAGGAGUUUCUUUCAAAAGUGAAUGCAAUGCCACAGAAAGAUCUGUCGGAAGAACACAUCAGAGUCAAACUGAAGCAGCUCAAAGCUGAAGUCUUGGCAAAGAACAACAGCUUUGUGAAUGAAAUCAUUUCCCAAGCUAAAGUUAGUUCAUGAGAUAAAAGGGCCGUGCAAAUUGACAUUGAACUUGUGCUUUUCAGGCCCAAACUGCAUGGUACAGCAGAAUGACAUAGCCACCAUCACAAGUUGCAGCCUGACCAUUUCUCCUUUGCUUCUUUCUCCUCUCACAUUCAACAAGGUGAAAUCCAAUGCAGGACAUCAUGCUUUGAGUUUCCUUGCCCUUGCCAGCAGCAACAGAAAAUGGUAGAGUAAGAAUGAGGGAAGAAGAAACACAGUUAAAUUAGGGGAUGGCACAGAGGUAUUGGUAUCUGUACCACCCAUGUGCUAACAAAAGAUCUGGCCUCAAUGGAAACAGAUGCCUGGGUUUUUUUGUCCCCGGACCAGGGUAUGUGAUCAUGGUUUGUAAUGUUUUGUUCUGAUUGCUAAAAUAACUUUCCACUUCUGUUUAGUUUUGAAAUGGAGGUAUUUGUUCCACUAACUGUUCCCUGUUUUAUGACUUUGAAAAAAAUCAUGAGCUAUUUUUCUGGUUAAAAGUGUGCUAGUUUCACAGAAACAAGAGCAGCUGUGGAUUUUCAUCAUUUGUGGUUAGAGGUUCUUACAGCUUGUUGCUAAAGGUGUGUUAAAAGUGGCAAAAAGUUCUGGACACAAGUCUCCUAGUCCUGCCCGUGAUGUGGCCCUUGGUGAGUAGCACGAGGUAAGCAGGUCAUUUGUGGGGAAUGCCAAUCUCUGAGAGAACUGAACUUAAUUUCAUUUUAUGACUGUGUCUUUUCAUGGCUUUUGAACAUAUUCUGCUUUAUUCCAAUUCAGGAAUUGUUACUUUGUGAAUAAAAAACCUAUUCCAUGGGA